AGGGAAAAACUGGUUUUUGUUGCAGAACCAACUCGUCAAAUUAAUCCAAACCUCAUACACAACCAAGAACACAGUGAGGACUUGAGAUCCAUGGAUUACGAGUAUAUUCUGGGAGGAAUCCUAGCUUCUGGUUUAGUGCUUGCGUUUCUUGUUGCAUCAAAAUUUUCAGAAAAGAGCAAGCUGGUCAAGAGUAGUUCAUCAUAUGUACACGUGAAAACAAAUGGUUUUGCAGAAUCAUCAAAAGAUCCAGAGGUUGAAGACGAUACUGAUGUAAUCAUUGUGGGAGCUGGAGUUGCUGGUUCAGCUCUUGCUUAUACACUUGGAAAGGACGGAAGAAGAGUUCAUGUGAUUGAAAGAGACUUGAAAGAACCUGACAGGAUUGUGGGUGAAUUGUUACAGCCUGGAGGCUACUUGAAGUUAGUUCAAUUGGGUCUUCAGGAUUGUGUGGAUGAGAUUGAUUCUCAGAAAGUGCUUGGGUACGCACUGUACAAAGAUGGGAGAAGCACCAAAAUCCCAUAUCCUUUGGACAAGUUUGAGUCUGAUGUCUCCGGCAGAAGCUUUCACAAUGGCCGUUUCAUACAGAGAAUGCGACAAAAAGCUUCGUCUCUUCCAACUGUGAAACUAGAACAAGGAACAGUGACAUCCCUUGUAGAAGAAAAAGGAACAAUCAAAGGAGUACACUACAAAACAAAGAGUGGACAAGAGCUCAUUGCAAAGGCUCCCCUUACUAUUGUUUGUGAUGGCUGUUUCUCCAACUUGAGGCGUUCUCUUUGCAACCCUAAGGUUGAUGUGCCGUCUCAUUUUGUUGGCCUAGUGCUGGAGAACUGUGACCUUCCAUAUGCAAACCAUGGGCAUGUAAUAUUGGGCGAUCCUUCUCCCAUCUUAUUCUAUCCAAUCAGUAGUACUGAGAUUCGGUGUUUGGUCGACGUUCCCGGCCAAAAACUACCUUCCCUUGCUUCCGGUGACAUGGCUCAUUACUUGAAAACUGUAGUAGCUCCUCAGAUUCCACCGGAGUUGUAUGAUAAGUUCAUAGAAGCGAUAGAGAAAGGAAACAUAAGAAGCAUGCCAAACAAGAGCAUGCCUGCGUCUCCUUAUUCCACACCUGGUGCUCUUCUCAUGGGAGAUGCCUUCAACAUGCGCCACCCUCUAACUGGUGGAGGCAUGACCGUCGCCCUCUCCGACAUCGUCGUUCUCAAGAAUCUUCUCCGACCUCUACGUGAUCUCCACGACGCCUCAGCUCUCUGCAAAUAUCUCGAAUCUUUCUACACCCUUCGCAAGCCAGUGGCAUCAACAAUAAACACACUUGCAGGUGCACUGUACAAGGUGUUCAGUGCAUCACCAGAUCCAGCAAGGAAGGAGAUGAGACAAGCAUGUUUUGAUUACUUGAGCCUUGGAGGUGUUUUCUCUGAGGGACCAGUGGCCUUAUUGUCUGGUCUAAACCCUAAACCUUUGACUUUGGUUCUUCACUUCUUUGCUGUUGCCAUCUUUGGUGUUGGACGCCUGCUCUUCCCUUUCCCUUCACCACAACGCAUUUGGAUCGGUGCUCGAUUGAUUUUAGCAGCGUCAGGUAUCAUAUUCCCCAUAAUCAAGGCUGAAGGAGUGAGACAAAUGUUCUUCCCUGCAGUUGUGCCUGCGUAUUAUAGAGCACCUCCUGUUCAACCAUAGAAUGUCACAUCACGCAAUACCUAAUAAGGUUAUUAUAUAUUAUGGAAAAAAAAAACAUUGUGGUGGUGUAUUUUUGCCCCUAGUUUAGAGGGAGAUAAAACUGUAAAAUUUUUAGGUAGAAAAGAGUUUUUUUUUUGAAUAAUUCAUGUUAAAAAAUAAUGGUUAAAUUAUGCAUAACUUACUGCUCAAGUUCGGGUUAUUUGUAGA
Molecule: messenger RNA, 1872 nt
Organism: Prosopis cineraria
Lineage: Eukaryota; Viridiplantae; Streptophyta; Magnoliopsida; Fabales; Fabaceae
Product: squalene monooxygenase SE1-like
Exons: 8
Coding region: 91-1665 (524 amino acids)
Biological process (GO): sterol biosynthetic process
Cellular component (GO): endoplasmic reticulum; membrane
Molecular function (GO): squalene monooxygenase activity; flavin adenine dinucleotide binding
Source: RefSeq, a predicted model, not a curated record